UAAUAUUAGUUUCGAAACUAUCCGCAACAAGAAGACAAAGAAAAACAUAGUGAUCCAUUGGUUCGCAGCCGACGAAAGCGGCGGAGUUUACUGAGCUUUCGAGCCAAUGGGAAUACGUUGGCUUGCUAAAAAUACAUUUUGAAUCACAGUAGGAGGAGAUGAAACGAAACCUCCUUCGCGAAAGGCGAGAAAUACUCUUACAAGUACGUAUCUCUAUCCGAGCAAGACGAGUAACUCAGCUAAGGGAACAAUUCAGUCAACGCCGCGUAUUUAAAAAGAAUCGAACGGAUAUAAUAUAAAGCGAACUUGACAAAAAUAUCGGAAAAGAAAAUUUUUAGGCAAGUUUUAUCAAACGCAAUGGAAGAGAAUAGUUCAUGAAAAAAGUAACUUUUCGCACAUGUCAAAAAUAUACAUGUAAUGUGUGCAAAUUCUUCCUGUGUUACUUAAUUGAGAACCGAAAUUACUGGUAAUGCGUAUAACGAGGAACGAGAACAUUUCUGUAUAAAAUAUCUCAAAUACGAAAAGAAUGUUUUAAUCCAAUUGUGAGAGAAUUUGCGGGACUUGUUGAACGUGUCGAUGAUCAUGUUAUGAGAUGUAUACUGUGGAAUUGCAAACACUGUGGAACAAACGUGUUUAAUGUCGAUCGCAUAUUAAAUAAUCUGAAAGUAUUAGUUUAUCGUACUUGAACAACUUGAGAUUUGAUUCAAACUAACAUAUUCCAUCUGUUAAAUUUAAUUCCGUUAAUUAUACGUGUCAUUUUCUCUCUCUCUCUCUCUCUCCUCUCUCCCUCUCUGUUCUCUCCCUUCCUCAAGAUAAUAUUAAAAUCAGAAUGAAAACUGGCGAAGGCACUUCGACUUCGAGUCGUUUGAGUACAAACACAAACGUGGAGCAACGUUUAAGAAGUCCGAAGUGCGCGAGAUGUCGAAAUCACGGUGUAAUAUCCGGCUUGAAAGGUCACAAGAGAUCCUGUGCAUGGAAAGAUUGCCGAUGUCCUUGUUGUCUUCUAGUCGUCGAAAGGCAGCGGGUGAUGGCAGCGCAAGUCGCUCUACGUAGACAACAACAAGCGCAAGGCGGCAAUCUUUUAUCUUCAGUAAAUAAAAUAUCAGCGGACACUGUAAGUCCUUAUUACACUAAAGCAAAAUACAACGAACCUGCCUGUGGUAGAAGAACCAAGAAUUUUCAAAGGCAUCAUUUACAUUUCACGCAGACGAGUAUCAGCGUGACGCAGGACUUUUAUGGAUUAAAUACCGUACAUAGUUUACCUGGCGCAUUAUCAGCCGAUCCUGCACGUUUGCUGAGCAAUUUAUCUUCUCUGGAGUGCGAUCAAAAACAAGAAGCUGAACCCAUACUGAAGAUAGAGUCUUUCCAUUCUGCAUACCCGACAAUGGUUCCGUGGUUCAAUGAGGUAACGCAAUCAUACAUAGCGAAUGGAGAGUUGAAUAAUUUUAUUUCUACGAGAGAUUUGCGAAGCUGUCCUACUACAACCAAUAAACCUUGUUUAGAAAAAAAAGCGCCAAUUUCCUUCAGCGUGGAAUCUAUUAUCGGUACGAAAUAAUAUACUAUCUGUAUUUUAAUUGUUUGAGUACCAGCGGGCUAUUACCUAUUCAGAUUCCGAUCUGGCAAUUUGAGAAUUGCCAACGAUAUUGCAACCGCAUUAGCAGUCGUACAUGUAUGUACUUAAUGAACACUCACAUCGAACGGUCAAUAUAUAUCGCACUUAUCUUUCAGCAAUAGUUUAUUACAGGAUGCAUUUUUUAAUAAGAAACGAAGUGAGAUAUCUUACCCGAAUUCAUUAAUUGGUACUUGAACGAUUAAUCCCGCCGCGGUGAACUGAAUAAUCUUACAAAUAGUAUAUGCACCAAUUAGUACGUAUAAAAAAAAAAAGAAAAAAACGAUAUUUUCACAAACAUUGUGCAAAUUAUUUAAUAACAGUCAUAUGUCAAUCAACACUUUAAUAUAUCGUAUAAUAAAGUGUAUCUUACUUCCUCGUUGACUAUAUAUACGUGUGUGUGUGUGUGUGUGUGUGUGUGUGUGUGUGUGU
Molecule: messenger RNA, 2041 nt
Organism: Mycetomoellerius zeteki
Lineage: Eukaryota; Metazoa; Arthropoda; Insecta; Hymenoptera; Formicidae
Product: doublesex- and mab-3-related transcription factor 1
Exons: 3
Coding region: 830-1555 (241 amino acids)
Biological process (GO): sex differentiation; regulation of transcription by RNA polymerase II
Cellular component (GO): nucleus
Molecular function (GO): DNA-binding transcription factor activity, RNA polymerase II-specific; RNA polymerase II cis-regulatory region sequence-specific DNA binding
Source: RefSeq, a predicted model, not a curated record